CUGAUCAUGUGCCACCAACACGUUGUCGUCAGCCAUAACCCCAAAGACCAGCAACUCUAUAAAGUCUCGCUAACGGCACUGAUGCAAUCUUAGAUCGUGGCCCAUAAUUAUCAUACUUACCAAGAGUCAGUCUAGAAAUUGCAGCUAUGGCAUCGAAUAGCACGCUCCCUCUCACCAUGCGCGCCACACAAUGGCGCUCAAUCAAAGGCGGCAUCGACAAGAACUUAACCCUCAUCGCCGACGCGAAGCUCCCCAAGAAUGCUUCAUCGCUUCCGAAAGGACAAACCCUUGUCAAAGUCGCAUACGCAUCGGUCAAUCAUCUCGACUACAAAGUCGCCGAGAUGCCUCUCACUAACUUCAUGUUCUCUAAACCCGUCACGCCAGGCCUUGACUUCUCGGGCACAAUUGUCUCGACGACACUGAAUGAGUUUCAGUCUGGUCAAAAGGUAUUUGGAAGGACAGAGUUACCGAUUGGUGGAACAUUAGCAGAGUAUGUUGUUGUAGGGAGUAAGGGAAUGGCAGCGUUGCCAGAUGAUGUUAAGCUCAGAGAUGCAGCUUGUGUAGGGAUUUGUGGAACAACGGCGUUGCAGUGCAUGUCACCGUUUGUGAAAGCGGGUGAUAGGGCGUUUAUUAAUGGUGGCAGUGGAGGUGUUGGUGUUUUUGCCAUUCAAGUUGCCAAAGCUUUGGGGUGUUCUCAUGUCACGGUCACUUGCUCCGCUUCCAACGCUGACUUUUGUCGAAGCCUUGGUGCCGAUGAGAUUGUUGACUACAAAUCCGAAGACACCAUUGAAGUACUAAGAAAGAAGGAGGAAAGGUUUGACUUCAUUCUCGACACGGUAUUCAACAAUCCAUAUCUCUACUGGCAGUCCCAUCAGUAUCUCAAACCCGAGGGGCAGUAUGUUUGCGUUGGUCUGCCACCACGCUUUCAGACCUUCAAAUCCCUACUUACUAUCACCCUGUUACCGAGAUGGUUGGGUGGUGGGAAGAGAAAGUUCAAGUAUCAUUCGGUGACAGCGAACAGGAAGGACUUUGGGCAAGUUGCAGAUUGGAUGAAGGAUGGGAAGAUCAAGGCCGUUAUCGAGGAGGAGUUUGGGCUGGAGGAUGCGGGGAGGGCGUAUGCGAGGUUGAAGGAGGGGAGGACGAGAGGGAAAUUGGUUGUGCGUGUUGGAGGUGAAGCUGGUGUUGAUUGAUAAGGUAUGGUUGGAUCAUGGAGGUCAUGGAAUGACCUGACCAAGGGAAAUAUCGAAAUGGACUUUUGAGGGACAUGCUACGAUCAUUUUGGGUAUGGAAAGAAGAAUAAUGAUGGCAAAAGGCUACAACGGGUUAUCACUACUGGUAAUUGGAUCUCUAAUCCAAAUUGAACAGAGAUUUAUUAUUUCGGCACCGGGAAGACGAUUUUCAUGAACCCAAGCUUCCUAUAUAGACUCCGCCUCCAACGCCAGUAGUAUACAGACGAGCUCAGAGAAUAAUAGCCUGAGGAUUCAAAUUCGAAAACAUCUGAUUCCACAUCAUAUCCUCCUCGGGCGCUCGUUUCCAAAUAUCCUCCAACACCGCGAUGACUGAAUGGACCGAAGCAAAUCGUAUCUCAUCAUAAAUAAAUCCUGCAAGACCACGCACUAGACGCUGUUGCUUUGGGCAUUGUGAGUGCGCUCCUGCUAUGCAGAUAGGUAGUACAGCGCAGUUGAGAAUUUUCGACGGUUUCUGGAUACUGAAGAUACAGUCGAGACAAGAUUGGGUAUGUUGCUGGACGAGGGCAUGGUUUGCUGGUAGACCGCAGACAGCUCGGUACAAGUAGAUCAGUGCGGCAUGCUGGAAGAUGCGGACAAGGC
Fusarium odoratissimum NRRL 54006 is the source of this 1829-nucleotide messenger RNA. RefSeq lists its product as uncharacterized. The transcript has a single exon. Gene Ontology annotation, molecular function: oxidoreductase activity. Gene Ontology annotation, cellular component: mitochondrion. Bases 147 to 1190 code for a protein of 347 amino acids. Lineage: Eukaryota; Fungi; Ascomycota; Sordariomycetes; Hypocreales; Nectriaceae. The record is from RefSeq and is a predicted model, not a curated record.